This is a messenger RNA of Emiliania huxleyi CCMP1516, 927 nucleotides long. It is a transcript of the gene Rab5b-2, whose product is annotated as Rab5b, rab family GTPase. Bases 65 to 688 code for a protein of 207 amino acids. Lineage: Eukaryota; Haptophyta; Isochrysidales; Noelaerhabdaceae. Gene Ontology annotation, molecular function: GTP binding; GTPase activity. The transcript is spliced from 2 exons. The record is from RefSeq and is a predicted model, not a curated record.
CUUCGGCGGCAGGCCGCCCCUCCUGUCUCUGUCAACCCCCGCAGCUCCGCGUCCCCCCCCCGCAAUGGCAGCGGCCGCCCCGCCGGCCAGCGGUCGCGUCUUCCAGUUCAAGCUCGUGCUGCUCGGCGACAGCGCAGUCGGGAAGAGCUCGCUUGUGCUGCGCUUUGUGCGCGGGCAGUUCUUCGAGUACCAGGAGUCCACCAUUGGCGCUGCGUUUCUGACGCAGACGGUCGCGCUCAACGACACGACCGUCAAGUUUGAGAUUUGGGACACGGCCGGCCAGGAGCGGUACCACUCGCUCGCGCCCAUGUACUACCGGGGCGCUGCUGCAGCAAUCGUCGUGUACGACAUCACAAACAGGGACACGUUCCAGCGCGGGAAGCAGUGGGUGAAGGAGCUGCAGAGGCAGGGCAACCCAAACAUCGUGAUUGCGCUUGCGGGCAACAAGUCUGACUUGGCGUCCAAGCGCAAGGUGGAGCCGGAGGAGGCGGAGUCGUAUGCGAGCGACAACGGCAUCUUCUUCAUGGAGACGAGCGCGAAGACGGCGACCAACGUGAACGAGCUCUUUGUCGCGAUCGCGCGCAAGCUGCCCAAGAACACGCCACAGCCGCGGCCGGGCGGCUCGGGCAUCGUGAUUGCGGGGCAGAACGGGCAGGCUGCCGCGGAGGCGAAGAAGGGGUGUUGCUGAGGUAAAGGGGACGCGCGGGUUGCAGCGGUAGGGGCAGGAGCUGUUCGGAGAGAGGCCAGCGUGGAGAGAUUGCGUGCCGGGCGAGGUAGGGUGUGCGCCGUCCAUCUAGGGCCCACGCGGAGAGUGGAUGCGUGCGGCUCGCCCAGCCGCGCACGCCCGACUGCCGACACAGGUAACGCGCGAAGCUAUAUUUUGCCGUGUGUACUUUCUGUGACCAAAUAUUAAAAUAUUUACCACGC